This is a messenger RNA of Sebastes umbrosus (honeycomb rockfish), 2274 nucleotides long. RefSeq names its product neural proliferation, differentiation and control, 1a (gene npdc1a). Gene Ontology annotation, cellular component: membrane. Bases 242 to 1234 code for a protein of 330 amino acids. NCBI's taxonomy places the organism in Eukaryota, Metazoa, Chordata, Actinopteri, Perciformes, Sebastidae. The record is from RefSeq and is a predicted model, not a curated record. The transcript is spliced from 9 exons.
AGCUGAAGCUCCGCUAUCUUUAGCCCCGCCGCGGAGGAUUACAGUGCGCAGUGUGUCACAGACUGCGUCCCGGUUCUACCUGCUCGGCUUAUAUUGCUGUGUGUCUACUUUGUGCUGAAGCUUUCUAGCGUUAAAACAAACAAACAAAAAGCAAACAUAAAACAGAAGGAAAUGGGGGAAUGACAACAACAAACUCGGUCCCCCGUCUGCGGUUCUCCGUCCUCCAGAGAGGACCCCCAGGAUGCUGCUGCUCUCCAGCCCGAGGAACGGACGCCUGCGCCGGGCCUCGCUGCUGCUGCUCGCCGCGGUCUUCCUCUGUGUCGCCCCUGUCAGUGCUAGCCUACCAGUUGGCAGUAAGUGCUACCAUAUAGACUGUGCCAAAGAGAGACGCCACCUCUGCAGGCCUGGCUCCUCCCUGUGUGGCCCCUGCCUCUCGCCAUUUAAGGAGAACGAGGAUGGACUCUGCGUGGCGAGGAAGAGGCCCCAUCAUCAUGGCCAAGUAUUCUACCCUGACCUGGAUGAAGAGAUCGAUUACAUCCACUCUGUCAUCGAAAAACAGGAAGUGAUAGAGACGAAGCCACCGAAAAAGCAAUCCAAACAUCCUGCUGCCGUCGCAGAUGUUAAAAAAAGCAGGACAGAUGCCCUCAAACAGAAACAGAAAAGCCAGGAUCAUCAGUCAACUAAAACCCAGAAUGCCACCACUACGGCCCCUGCAGUUUCCGCCCUUCCUAACACACCAACCCCCCAGCCCAGGGCCACUGGAGUUCUGGGCCGAGUCGGUCCUAUAGCUGUGCCAGCAUCCAAAAAUGACCACAUCAUUGUCAUUAUGAUCUCGCUGUGCGUUGCUGUGGGCGCCGUGGCGGUAAUCCUGGCAACCGUCUGUUUCGUCAAGUUGCAGAAAGACACGCGUCUGACUCAGAAGGUGGACUACCCGGCCUUCGGAGGGGCAGGCGUUCCCGCUGCCGUAGCCAACGGUACCUCGAUGGGAGAUAAAAAUCUGGCCCAAAGUGCACAAAUGUACCACUACCAACAUCAGAAACAGCAGAUGCUCUCAAUGGGAAAUAACAAACCUGAACAGAAAGUCCCUGAGACCGAGGUCACAUCAGAUGAGGAGGAAGUGGGAGGAGACUUCACAGUAUACGAGUGCCCCGGACUUGCACCGACUGGAGAGAUGGAAGUGAAGAACCCUCUGUUUGACGACUCGACUUUAAAUUAUCAGGGGAAUAACAAGUAAAUGCUGAACACUUUACACACACUCACACACACACAUAUAUAUACACACACACUCUGGAAGAAACCACUUGAUCUCACACUGCAUGCAUAUAGAAAUGGAGGAUCCUGGCAGAGGAGGUGAUUAAAAAAAAUGAUUGUUUUCUUGUUGGCCCUUUACUAUAUCUGCCCCGAGUACGGCUUUUAAUACUACAAAUGUAUGUUGGGUUCCUUGUUAAUUUAUUUCUGUCACUGAUUUGGAGCAUUCCUGUGUUUUAACAUGAGCUUUUGAGAGUCUUCUCAGAUCCGUCCCUAUAGGUGUUCUGUCCUGUUUUAAACGUCAAACUCUGAGUUAAGAUUUUAUCCUCCCCUUUUGUUACUUUCCGUCAUUUCUGCAGCUAUUUCCAAAGAAUGUUGAUAGACACACACACAUAUACAUAAGCUGAGAAACAGGUUCCCUCUCCUUGUUUUGUCAUGCAUAGCUAGUGGCUAAACCACAUUCCUAACAGAUACCCAGGAAAUGUUUUAAAAUCAGAUACUCUCUGUGAUACCUCUGUAAAAACUCCCUGUACAACACAAGGUUUAGCAUUAAAAAUGUUACCGUCGGUGUUGCUAAUUUUAUUCCUUGUCAUAUAAACUGCACAUAAAGAUUUUAAGAGUAUAGAUUAUAAUUAUAUAUAUAUAUAUGAAAAUGAAGUACUUGAUGAUGUCUGUUUGCAUGGUUUGACUGUACCGUGGCAAUGCUUUGAUGAAUUAUUCUGCCUCCUGUAUGUAUGCAUCCUGUUGCAGGAGGAGGAAUGUACAGUUAGCAAAAGUGACUUAUGAGCACUUGAAUGAUAUAUUGGUGAAGGACUAUACUGAUGGAUGUGUAGGCGGUAAAUAUCACUAUAUCUUGUAUUGUCCCCCUUUCCUCUCUGUCCUCUUUGUCCUCUUGUCGGUCCCAAGUUAACUUCGUGCUGCAAAAUGUACAUACAAAGAGUGAAUGUGUUCACUUUUUAUAGAUAUUUGUACUGUACAUGCAGACCAAGCAUUGGAAUUAAAAGUUUUUACCACAUGUGGCAAUUA